AUGGCAACUUCAGAGAUGGACGAAAGUGAAGACGCACCUGGAGAAGAAGAUGCAGACUUCAGCGAAGACAUGUCUCCUGCCGAAGACAUGGACGGCGUGACUGCUCACAAUGCCUCGUCAUCGUCAUCGGAGCACAGCUCACGCUCUCCAAAGCGGAAAGCCUCUUUCGACGAUGACGAAUACAUCAAGGCAAACCCGGAGCUGUACGGCCUACGUCGCAGUGGUCGCGCUCGACCAAGCCGCCGAGUAGUUGAUACGACUUCCGACUCCGACGAGGAAGACCAAGCUCCGUCCCGUAGACAGCGCAAGCGUCAGAAGACAAGCAGUGCUCGGUCCAGUAAGUCAUCGACCAAGAAGCGUACAACCUCCGCCAUCGUCUCUCGAUCUCAGUCGGAAGACGAAGACGACACCUACGGCGGUGAACGUGGCCGGACAUUUGCCAAGAAGCACCGCAAGCGAAUGCAAGAUGCCGCCGCUUCCGGCCGCGACACCCCGACCUACAGCGAAGUCCGAUUCUCCACCAGGGGCGCGACGAAGGUCACGAACUACAAUGAGGAUGAUAACCCCGAGCUCGACGAAGAGGACACGGACAGCCUGACGCCGAACUAUCACUAUUCGCAGCUGCCAGAAGACAACUCGCCAGCCAUCGAUAUAGUCCUCAACUAUCGCCUGAAGGAAGGCGUUGCUGCUCCCACCGAUGUCAAUGCUGCCAUCAAGAAUGACUACGACUUCUUCAUCAAGUGGCAAAACCAAGCGCACUACCACGCAACCUGGGAGUCGUGGGCAGACCUCAAGAAUAGACGUGGUAAGCGUCGAGUGGAGAACUUCUUCCGCAAGAUCGUCCUCAGAGAUCUGGAAAACGCAACCGACCCCAAUGUCCCCCCCGAAGAUGUCGAGAGUUGGAACCUCGAGCGCGAAGCAGUCCUGGAGAACGUCGAGCGCGCCAUGAACGUCGAGCGUGUCAUUGGCUCACGAGAUGGGGACGAUGGCACAGAGUAUUACACCAAGUGGAGGAUGGUUGCCUACGAGUUCUGCACCUGGGAGAAGGCAGACUUGAUGAGCACCCUGGCGCAGGCCGAGAUCGACAAGUACCUCGACCGCACAGCGAAGCUACCCACGUCCAACGCUCGUGAAUCGCGACUGGCGACUCGAUCGGACUACGUCCCCUUCCGCACCCAGCCCGACUACAUCAAGGGCCGUCCCUUGCGCGAGUUCCAGAUCCACGGCGUCAACUUCCUCUGCCACCACUGGUGCAAAGGCAACAAUGUCGUACUCGCGGACGAGAUGGGGCUUGGGAAGACGGUGCAGACGGUGGCCUUCAUGAACUGGCUGAGACACGACCGCGGCCAAAAUGGGCCGUUCUUGGUCGUGGUGCCUUUGUCCACCAUGUCCGCUUGGGCGGAAACCUUCGAUCACUGGACUCCCGACAUCAACUACGUCGUCUACACCGACAAUCCAGCGUCGCGCCAGGUCAUCCAAGACUACGAACUCCUCGUCGACGGCAAUCCCAACAAGCCCAAGUUCAACGUCUUGCUCACCACUUACGAGAUGAUCAAGGAUCAUGCAUUCCUGUCCCAGAUCAAGUGGCAGUUCAUGGCAGUCGACGAGGCUCAUCGCCUCAAGAACCGCGAAGCUCAACUGUAUACCAGACUGAUGGACUUGGGCGUACCCAGCCGGCUCCUCAUCACCGGCACACCCAUGCAGAACACUCUCAGUGAGCUGUCUUCACUCAUGGAUUUCCUCAUGCCCGGGAAGAUUCAUGUCGACGAGAACAUUGACCUUGCGUCCACGGACGCUAGCCAGAAGAUUUCCGAACUCACUAACGCCGUCGCGCCGUACAUGAUCCGCCGUACCAAGAAGAAGGUCGAGAGCGAUCUUCCCCCAAAGACGGAGAAGAUCAUCCGUGUCGAGUUGUCGGACUUGCAGCUGGAGUAUUACAAGAAUAUUCUCACCCGCAACUACGCUGCUCUGAACGCCGGUGCUGGAGCCAAGAAGACCAGCCUUCUGAACGUCAUGAUGGAGCUGAAGAAGAUCAGCAAUCAUCCAUUCAUGUUUCCCAACGCAGAAGAACGCGUCCUGGACGGAAGCAACUCCCGUGAGGAUCAGCUCAAAGCCUUGAUCACGACAUCCGGAAAGAUGAUGCUGCUCGACCGCCUGUUGACCAAGCUGAAGAAAGAUGGCCAUCGUGUUCUGAUCUUCAGCCAGAUGGUCAAGAUGCUGGACAUCCUAAGCGACUACCUCCACCUCAGGGGUUACCAAUUCCAGAGGUUGGACGGCACGAUCCCUGCUGGCCCGCGGAAGAUGGCAAUGGACCACUUCAACGCCCCCGAUAGCAAGGACUUUUGCUUCCUGCUCUCCACCCGCGCCGGCGGACUUGGAAUCAAUCUCAUGACUGCUGACACCGUCAUCUUGUUCGACUCGGAUUGGAACCCGCAAGCCGAUCUGCAGGCAAUGGCGCGAGCCCAUCGCAUUGGACAGAAGAAGCCUGUCAGCGUUUACCGUCUCGUUUCAAAAGACACGGUGGAAGAAGAGGUGCUGGAGCGCGCCAGGAACAAGCUCAUGCUGGAGUACAUCACCAUCCAGCGUGGCAUCACCGACAAAGAUGCAAAAGAGCUUGCGAACCGCAUGGCCAGAGGCGGUGCCGCUGUCGCCGAGCCAGAGUCUAGCGACGACAUCUCCAGGAUUCUGAAGCGCCGCGGUCAACGCAUGUUUGAGCAGACCGGGAACCAGCAGAAGCUGGAGCAGAUUGACAUUGAUGAAGUGCUCGAGAAUGCCGAAGAGCAUGAGACUGACGAGCCUGAGGGCAUCACGACUGAUGGCGGCGAGGAGUUUCUGCGCAGCUUCGACUACACCGAUGUCAAGCUGGAUCUGGAAUGGGACGACAUCAUUCCCAAAGAUCAGCUCGAGAAGCUCAAGGAGGAAGAGAGAAAGAGGAAGGAGGCGGAGUACCUCGAGAGCGUGAUUGAGCAGAAUCAGCCUCGCAAGCGCAAAGCACCAGCGGAUAUCGGUGGCGAGAGGGGCCGAGCAGCGAAAAAGCGAGCCAUCACCAAGUUUACCGCUGCUGUCGACGGUGAUGACGAAGACUCGGGACCCGACGACUCCGACGACGAUGGAGGCCAAGAUCCCAAGCGACCUCUGAGUGCCAAAGAAUGCCGCUACCUCAUCCGGGCUGUCGAACGAUAUGGGGCUCUCGAGGACAUGCAGGACGUCAUCAUCAAGGAAGCUCGACUCGGUGGCCGCGAUAUUGAGGUGAUCAAGUCCACGUUGCAAGACAUCUCCGACGCAGCCGCACGUACGCUCAAGGAGCACGAGGACGAGAUGGCAGAGCGGGAGAAAGCCACCAACAAGCCGCCAACCAAGAAGGAUAAGAAGCAGCCUUGCUUCGACUUCAGAGGGGUUAAGAAGGUGAAUGCCGCCACAUUCCUCGAGCGGCCGGCACAGAUGCGAAUGCUGCGAGACGUGGUUGCCAAUACUACCGACUGGAAGAGCUUCCGCAUCCCCGAGGUCGAGAAGGCUCCGAAAUACUCGUGCGAUUGGGGCUCUCGUGAAGACGGCAUGCUCUGUGUUGGCAUGGCUAGGCACGGUCAUGGUGCAUGGAUACAAAUUCGAGAUGAUGAAGAGCUUGGUAUGAGCGACAGAUUGUUCCUUGAGGAGCACCGCGUCGCCAAGAAGGAAGAGCGCAACAAAGCGCAAGGCAAAGAGACUGCCAAGUCGCCCGGAGCGGUGCACCUGGUGCGUCGCGCGGACUACCUCAUCGCCGUGCUCCAGGACAAGACGAGCAACGGCACGAAUCUCGCAGCCAGGAAGCAGCUCGAGAAUCACCAUCGCAACAAGAAGAAGCCCUCGGGUCAACUUGCUGGCCGACUCGAAGCCUUGAGUGCAGAGAGAGGCUCUACCACGCCUCGACACAGACCUAGCGAUGCCAAGUCCACCGCAGAGCGGCUCGGCCACGGCUUGACGAACGGGCACCGCAAGGGCAGCACCAACGACCACGAGAAGCCCAAGCAUCGGCCGUCAGAGGAGAGUAAAGCACACCACGACCGUCCUGGUUCUUCGCAGGCCAACGGUCAUGUAGCGCCUACGCCAAAGGACGACACGGAAGCCAAGAUCCAGCGCAUUUUGAGCCCGGUGUCUAAGCAUCUCAUCCUCGUCUCGGGCGCGACCAAGAGGAAGGUUCCGGAGGAUGUUGCCAGACUUAAGAUCAUCAAGUCCGGCCUCCUCGCCAUUGGCCAGCACAUCCUUUCGCAAGUCCAUGAAGGCGGCCACGCGAAGCUCGAAGACAACAUGUGGGAAUACAUUGUGGACUAUUACUGGCCCCGCAGCAAGGCUUCCGAGAAGAGCGUCUCCGGACAGAAGCUCAGAGACAUGUACAAGAAGGUUGCCGGAAAGGAUGCAGCGGCUGCUGCGGCGGCCAAGGACGCGCCGGCCAAGCCCACGCCAGUGACGAAUGGCAUCACGGCGUCCGAGAUCAAGAAAGACGGCGGCGUGACGACGGCAACCACGGCGGUCAAGAAGGAGAACGUCCCGGCUCCCCCACGCAAGCUCCCUGACUUCAAGCGCGACCCUUCGGCCCCCAAGAGAGAUCGUGAUGCCUCUCGUUCUCGCAGCGUCAGCAGGGUGGCCCGCUCACGCAGCAACAGCAAGGCCUCUAGUUCUCGCAGCGCCAGCCGCGCCUCUCCACCAGAUACGAGGCGUCCAGACGACAACCCCGUCACCAAGCAGAGAAGCCCGUCGGUCGCCUACUCCAGCGAGUACAAGAGGCGCCUCUCUUCUGAUCGACGCUACUGA
This is a messenger RNA of Neohortaea acidophila, 4788 nucleotides long. RefSeq names its product P-loop containing nucleoside triphosphate hydrolase protein. Gene Ontology annotation, cellular component: chromatin; nucleus. The record is from RefSeq and is a predicted model, not a curated record. Gene Ontology annotation, molecular function: chromatin binding; histone binding; ATP hydrolysis activity. The transcript is spliced from 6 exons. Bases 1 to 4788 code for a protein of 1595 amino acids. NCBI's taxonomy places the organism in Eukaryota, Fungi, Ascomycota, Dothideomycetes, Mycosphaerellales, Teratosphaeriaceae. Gene Ontology annotation, biological process: regulation of transcription by RNA polymerase II; nucleosome organization.